UAGUUUCUUUAUAUAUUGACCGAUUCAAUAGACCACUUUGGAUACUUGAACAUGAGGGGCUACCUUGUACUGUUGUUUGUGGCUUUGGCCUGCAGCUCAAUGGCAGAGGAGGAUUCCAAAGAUUUGAAAGCCGAGUUGGAUGAGAUCAAUAAGGAGAUCGAAAAUGAGAAACACCAGUUGCUUUCCAAGGAACAAAAAAUAGAUGAUAGAAUUGUUGAAAAGGCUCAGCUUGAUAGCGAGAUUGCUAACAUGCAAAACCAAUUGAAAAUCAGAGAACUGGAGUUGGCCAAGAUCAAUAUUAGGCUGGAACGGAAAAUGCUCGAGCUGGAGCAUUGUAUAAAUGAAAAGCAGUACGAUGAAGAAGUCCGGCGGAUCGUCAAUGAGCGGGCAGAUGAAAAGGUCCCAGAACUGGCGUCAGAGGCUAGGAAAGAGUUGCAGGAAAAGUAUUUAACACUUCUGCAACAUUCCUUCAUUCAUCCUACCUAUCACAAGGUGUUUAGUAAAAGAGACCACCCUCUAUGAACCAACUCUCUAGUGUAUCUCUAGAAGGUAUGCCCUGCCUUGUCCCAUUGUCGACCUUGGAUUUGCCUUUGUUUGUCUAAAAGUUUUCCCAAAGUAAUGAAUUUCUGUUGAAUGGAGGGAAUAGAAAGUCGUAGAAUGUAAAUAGGACGAUAUGACAGUUAUAAUAAAAAGUUGAAUAAUAAAUAGGGGCAUUAAAAGCAGGUA
Molecule: messenger RNA, 726 nt
Organism: Drosophila serrata
Lineage: Eukaryota; Metazoa; Arthropoda; Insecta; Diptera; Drosophilidae
Source: RefSeq, a predicted model, not a curated record